UCAAAGCUCGGGAGGCAUUGCGCUUUAGACGAACUCGCUUGGCUGAUGCUAAAGCCGAACGGGCUGGAAUAGAGGCGCAGAAGAGAAUGGCGCCCUAUCAAGCGGCUUACUCUGCCUAUAUUGCAAGUCGCGAGGCUCAAAAGCCAAAUGGUCCUGUGAGUUUAUCCCAAUCCUACUUGGGGCUUGAUGUGAAGUCAUCCCUUAAGGGCCACCAGCUGUAUCACUUAGCAGAGCGUCUCUACGAUUCUGGCUCCUGCGAUACUUCAGCAACAACAAAUGCCUCGACUCGGCUUCCUCUGCUUAUCAAGGCUGAUACUCAAGGAAGCCUCGAAGCAAUCGAACAGAUGCUUGCCACCUUCCCCACAGACAAGUGUGCUGUGAGUCUGGUUACUUCAGGUGUCGGGCCACUUACUGAUAGUGAGGUGGAGAUGGCAUCCGCUACUCAGGGUUUGUUAGAUAUUAUUUACUGA
This is a messenger RNA of Protopolystoma xenopodis, 470 nucleotides long. The record is from the annotation of a GenBank genome assembly. NCBI's taxonomy places the organism in Eukaryota, Metazoa, Platyhelminthes, Monogenea, Polystomatidea, Polystomatidae.